AUACUAGUAAAUGACCCUCCCCAGGGGGCUCCAGCCUAUUUACAGAAGGGCACAAGCUCAGCCAGUCGAACUUCUCCCUGAAACGCAGGAUCCCUUCUCGGAAAGCCAGCAGGGCGCUUGCUUGGGCGAACUUCGCGCCUUGUUUCUUCUGUGCAGCUGGGCCGUGAGCAGAGAUAAAGCGUCAGAAAGCAGAGCUGGGCCAGGCGGGGCCUGGUGGCGAAGGCCGUGGCGCGGCUUUGUUCUUCGGCGACGACUCCUGGAGGCGCAGCGGCUGCUCAGAGGCCGCCAUGGCCCGCCUGCUCCGAAGACUUCCCGGCGUGCAGCUCCUGCUCGUUCAGGCGGCGCCCCGAGCUGGCGGCAGCAGCAGCGGCUGGCUGGGCUCCCGCUCCGCUCACUCCGACACGGAUAAAGACACAGGCUCUCUGACAAGAUAUGAUGAAUCACAUCUUACCACUGACUGGCAAAAGAAACUGACUCCUGAGCAAUUCUAUGUCACAAGGGAAAAAGGAACUGAAUUGCCUUUUAGUGGAAUCUACCUGUCUAACACGGAGCCUGGGAUGUAUCACUGCAUCUGUUGCGAUGCCCCACUGUUCAGUUCGAAGAAGAAGUAUGACUCUGGCACUGGAUGGCCUUCCUUUUCAGAGGCACACGGGACAUAUGGAACCGAUGAAAGCAAUACUAAUAUCCUGAGACGGCCUGAUAACUCACUAGGAUCAACCAGCACAGAAAUCCUUUGCAAGCAGUGCGAUGCUCAUCUCGGCCACGUCUUCGAUGAUGGUCCUGAGCCGUCUGGGCAGAGGUUCUGCAUCAACAGCGCUUCAUUAACAUUCAAACCAAGCUCAAGCCACUGAGGCAUGCCAGUUCACAACCUGCACAUCAACACUGCUGUGAUGCUCAGAUCUUGUUCACCGCAGAGAACCACCUAGGAAAUUUAUUAGGAGCCAGCUGGCCGUAGAUAAUGUGCUUAUUUCAUGUACAUAUUAGUUAAAAAGUAAUUAGCCCUCUUGUGGUGGGUGCCAAGCCAUUGAUGUGAGAAGUACUGUGUUUAUUCUGUGAUGGCACAUGAUCCUUUGAUGCUUUUGCCCUGAAAUAGCCUCAGUUGCAUUCUUAUAGAUGUGCGCACAAAGGUCUUGCGCACACAAGCUGUUCUAUUAAAUCCAGGCCAGGUAGCAGGUCCACAUGGGCAAAAGAAUGCACAUGCUGCAUUUGUCACACAAUUAAAGGUUGUUUUUACCUGA
This is a messenger RNA of Heteronotia binoei (common prickly gecko), 1238 nucleotides long. It is a transcript of the gene MSRB2, whose product is annotated as methionine sulfoxide reductase B2. Gene Ontology annotation, molecular function: peptide-methionine (R)-S-oxide reductase activity. The transcript has 5 exons. The record is from RefSeq and is a predicted model, not a curated record. The coding region runs from base 288 to 851 and encodes 187 amino acids. NCBI's taxonomy places the organism in Eukaryota, Metazoa, Chordata, Lepidosauria, Squamata, Gekkonidae. Gene Ontology annotation, cellular component: cytoplasm. Gene Ontology annotation, biological process: protein repair; response to oxidative stress.